AUGGCUUCUGGCUUUUGUGAGAAUUGCUCCCGAUUGCUUAAAGAUGUCGCUGCUCACUUAAGUAGAGUCUGCAGAGAGUUUGGGCAGAAAGUAAGGGACGUUUUCAGAGAGCUUUCUCAGUGUACCUGCCUAAGGAAUACACCUGACAGGAAUUUUCCGAGGAGGAAGACCACAUUACACCUCCUGCAUGAUCAUGAAACUCAACUGCUCAAUCAGGAAAGUCUGCAAACACUGAGCAGACUUGCAGCCUCAGAAAAGCCUGAUCUACAAAUGACUGCAGCCGUGUAUUAUUUACAUCUCAGUCACAAGCUCACAUCCCCCUUACCAGAUGCCUUCAUGGAACCAAUCUUGGCUUUACUUUUCUCAUCUGACCUGGAUGUGCAAAAGACUAUUUCUCUCUCCUUGGUCAAUCUGUUAGUAAAGAAUAAUGUGUGUAAAGAGUUGGCGAUUGAAAUGGGGAUACUGAUACCCAUACUGGAGUUGUUCCAGACUGGUGAUCCCACCGCUCAAUGUCACUCCUGUGCAUGUGUAGCCAUGCUGGCCUCUUCAGAGUCAAACAGAGAUGCUUUGAUGGUGGAUGGAAUCGUUCCACUGUUGGUUUUAGCAAGAUCUUACGAUCCGCUGGUGCAACAGAGUGCAGCUUGGGCCUUGUUACAUCUCACACAGUCAGAUUGGUCAAUGAAGAUCUUGUGUCAAGCAGGAACAAUUCCUGUCCUGGUUCUUCUGCUGCAGUCCUCAGAUACAGAGGUUCAGUUUUACAGCUGCACCGCUCUGUGUAACAUUGCUGCCGUCCAGGAGCAUCACCCAAAGCUCCUCGGCAUUGGGAACAAUUAUUUGUUAAAGUCUCUUGUGACACUCAUGUCUUCAUCUGUGCAGAAGAAUUCAGCCCAAGCAUGCAGAUGCCUACAAACUCUAUCGAAGAAUGUUUUGAUCCAGGAGCAGCUGAUGGAGCUUGACUGUGUGUUGCCUCUGAAGACGCUGCUGAAAACCUCCACUCCUGCCUGGACAAAGUCAGCUCUAACACUACUUUCUGCACUGUCUGCACAUCCACCUAAUAAUGAGGCCUUAGUGAACGAGGGAGUACUGGAUGUGAUGGGUCAGCUCCUACAUCAUCACAGUUCCAGUUCUGUUAUAAUCACACACAGCUCCAAGAUCAUCACCAAUCUGAGUAGCUCCUGCAUGGGUCAGCAGGCUGUGAUGGAGACUCAGUGCUUAUCAGGACUCCUCUGGGCGCUUGUGUCUCCCACCCUGUCAGAUGAGACUUUGCUGCAUGUGACAUCAUGCUUACAUAAUCUGAUGACCUGGGAUCCACUUAAGUCUAAGUUGUCAGAAAUAGUAACAUCAGAACAAGUUUCAGGACUGGUGAAGCUCUCUGAACAAACAGGAAAUCUUCAAUUGUCAUAUAACUGUGCAGUCAUCAUAAGCAAACUAGAAAUGACAGGGGAGAUCAUUCAGUUGCUGAGACCUCACUACAUCACUAUGUCCGAGUACCUGUUGGUAUUUCUCAAAAACAAAGAUGUUAAAUUUCAGCAUCUUGGCAUAGUUACCAUAUUCAACCUUAAGAAAGAUGAAGACUUUUCAACUCUGUUGGCUAACAGUGAACUGGAGGUCCAGCUUUGGAAGGUGCAUGCGCAGACAGAGGAGACCAGACGGCUGCUGCUAAUGAUUCAGCCCAUUUCUCCAUCUUGGCUUAACCCUUAAGUCACUCAGUACUGAGAAAUGCACAGUGUGGACUGUAUCAAGUGUUUACAUUCAUACUGCAUGGACAAACAUCAUUUUUAAAUCAUUUUUCAAUGUGUUUAUUUUAAUGUGUUUUUAAUUACAGUCAACAAAUUAGCUGAAAAACAAGGCAA
This is a messenger RNA of Scomber japonicus (chub mackerel), 1853 nucleotides long. RefSeq lists its product as uncharacterized. The transcript is spliced from 13 exons. The record is from RefSeq and is a predicted model, not a curated record. Lineage: Eukaryota; Metazoa; Chordata; Actinopteri; Scombriformes; Scombridae. Gene Ontology annotation, molecular function: protein-membrane adaptor activity; protein binding. Gene Ontology annotation, biological process: nucleus-vacuole junction assembly. The coding region runs from base 1 to 1701 and encodes 566 amino acids.